AUGGCAGCAGUAAGCAGAAAUAUUUGCGGGUCGAUUUUUGUUAUAGCGCUCUUAGUUUCAAUUCUAACAUCAACAGCAAUUGCACUUUCAGGCCGGAAUGUCCCAGGGUGUGAAGAUGAGACUAAAGCUUUGGUAGACCUUUGUGCAAAGUAUGUACUGAAGAGAGGACGUCAUGAUAUUCGACCAGCGAAGAAUUGUUGUGCUUUGGUCAGGGAAGUUGAUAUAAAUUGUAUUUGUACUUAUGCCACUAAAGAAGUCGCAAAACUCAUUAGCAUGCAUAAGGUUUUCUUUGUUGCUGCUACUUGUGGCAGAAAACUUCCUCAUAUGAAAAAAUGUGGAAGUAUUAGAAUCGGUUCGGGGUAA
This is a messenger RNA of Papaver somniferum (opium poppy), 363 nucleotides long. RefSeq lists its product as uncharacterized. Lineage: Eukaryota; Viridiplantae; Streptophyta; Magnoliopsida; Ranunculales; Papaveraceae. The record is from RefSeq and is a predicted model, not a curated record. The transcript has a single exon. The coding region runs from base 1 to 363 and encodes 120 amino acids.